Molecule: messenger RNA, 496 nt
Organism: Rubroshorea leprosula
Lineage: Eukaryota; Viridiplantae; Streptophyta; Magnoliopsida; Malvales; Dipterocarpaceae
Source: the annotation of a GenBank genome assembly
AUUGAGAGGAAAACUUUGAAGACUAUGCACCAUUGCUACAGAAGACAAGCAUACAUUAACACAUACAAGCACUGCAUAAUUCCUCUAGAUGGCAUGGAAAGAUGGGAAGAAACAGGCAUGCCUCCACUUGAUCCACCAGUGGAAAGGAAGAGGACGGGUAGACCUAAAAAGAAAAGGCAUUUAGAAGAUUGGGAAAUUUCUAAUGGAUCUAACAUUAGCAGAAAGGCUAAAGAGUCAUCAUCCACUCAAGCAAAUGUUGUGAAUAACACUCCCAUAAUAGUUGAGAUGCCUAUUGGAGAUGCAAGAGUUGCUGGAGGUGUUGAAAAGCAACUUUAACCAAAAAAUCAACAAGUUGCUAGAGGUGUUCAACUACAAAUUCAACCAGAAAAGGAACUACUUACUGCUAAUGAUCAACUGCAACUUCAUGCAAAAAUCAACUACUUGCUGCAAAUGUUCAACUACAAUUUCAACCAGAAAAUCAACUAGUUGCUAUUAA